AUUAUUCUGAAAAAAUGUACAGUGCACUAAUUUUUAACUGAUAUUUUUAAUAGGAAAUUAUUUAUUUAAUACAUAAUUUCAAUGUCAUCAUGGCUGACAGAAACGUUAAUGGAAUUUCACCGAACCCUGAAACCCUAAAACACAAUGCUAUACACGAAGAAAAACUGCAUCAACAAUUUAAUGGGGUCCAUUCAUCACAAUCUUCAAGGAGUUCGUCACCUGGAACUCGCCUCGGAUACGUCCCAUCUUCUCAGCUGCCUCCGAGUAGGCCUAUACCACAAUCUCAGCUUCCUCCUUCCCGAUCUGCGACAGGAAGUGUAACUCAACAAUUCGGGGCGUUAAAUCUUAACCAAAAUGCUCCUAGAAAUAGUCCGCAAUUCGGAGCUCCAGCAACUCAACCUACUAGUUCCAGCCCAUACACAGUUCCUCCCUUUAGUCAAGUCAGUAAGGAAAGUAUAAAUAGUCAAUCAUCUGCUAUCUUACCUCCAACUUCUGAUACUUCGAGUACAGUGACCUCGCCGCAAAUGUCUACACCUCUUCAACAAGGACUAUUUAGUGCUCAACAUCCAAGUGGUUUUCAGAAAUCUGAUCCAUUUCAAUCCAUUAAACCAGCACAAACCAAUAAUACUCAGCCGACUUCUAAUGUAAAUAAUCAACUAUCGCAAACUCAAAUACAAUUUAAUCAGGGCUCUGCUAAUGUCAGGCUUCAACCUAACCAAGUACCAGUGCAAAACAAUAUGGGCGUUUCAACUAAUUCAAAUAUGCCUAGGAUAAGCCCGAUUCCACCUCAACAAAACUUUCAGCCUAGUCCUAAUAGAUCAGCUUUUGGUCCCGUACCACCGCCUGGAUUACAGAAUCCAAUGGGUAGUCAAAUUAGUCCAAACAGGACAGGUUUAGUUCAGGGACCACCGUUACAAACACAAUACAGAGCUCCUCCUAAUCAAAUUCCUGGGCCACCUCCUCAAGCUGGUGUACUUCAAGCCAACCAGCAAAGGACAUACCAAGCAUCUCCCAUUCAACAAAAUAAUAACCAAAGAUUUAACAAUGCUAUUCCCACCCAAAAUAUCAAUAAUGGUCCAAACAGUAACGCAAAUUUUCCUCCACAAACUGCACCUGUUAACUACCCACAAAUGAAUAGUGCACCACCACCUCAAGCUCCAAAUGUGGCACCGAAAACAAAUGUGCAUUCGAACAGGUAUCCUACGAUGCAGUCAAACAGCUACCAGCAGCCCGCCAUAUCUCAAUAUCAGCAGCAACCUCCUUGGUCAGUAUCAGUAUCAACAACCUAUGCAAAAACAAGUACAGCAACCAAUGAAUUCGUACGUAAGUCAAAAUAAUCAGCAAGCCCCUUACCAAGGGGUAGUAAAUACUGGCUUUAAUAAAUUAUGGGGUAUGGAGCAGUUUGACCUUCUUCAAACUCCAAAUAUAUUACAACCAUCGAAAGUCGAAGCUCCUCCAAUUUGUUUGGGCCAAGAGUUGUUGGAUCAAGCCAAUUGCAGCCCAGACGUGUUCCGUUGCACUAUGACGAAAAUUCCAGAAAAUAAUUCUCUGUUACAAAAGUCGAGAUUGCCUUUAGGGGUGUUAAUUCAUCCAUUUAGGGAUCUUUCUCAUUUACCUGUAAUUCAGUGCAGCGUAAUAGUUAGGUGUCGAGCGUGUCGCACCUAUAUAAAUCCAUUUGUCCUUUUUGUUGAUAAUAAACGCUGGAAGUGCAAUUUGUGCUACAGAAUUAACGAGUUACCAGAAGAAUUUCAGUACGAUCCGAUGACGAAAACGUACGGGGAUCCUUCUAGAAGACCUGAGAUUAAAUCCAGCACUUUGGAAUAUAUUGCUCCUGCAGAAUAUAUGUUGAGGCCACCCCAGCCUGCAGUAUACCUUUAUUUACUGGACGUGUCUCGAUUGGCAAUUGAAAGUGGUUAUUUGAAUAUUGUAUGUAGUAUUUUAUUGGAAGAGUUGAAGAAUUUGCCUGGAGAUGCAAGAACGCAAAUUGGAUUUAUUGCUUAUAAUUCUGCGUUGCAUUUUUAUUCGUUGCCAGAAGGUAUCACCCAACCUCACGAGAUGACCAUUCUCGACAUAGACGAUAUAUUCCUCCCUACACCUGAUAAUUUAUUAGUCAAUUUGAAGGAUAGAAUGGACUUAAUAGCAGACCUUUUGAGGCUCUUACCGAACAGAUUUGCCAACACAUUUGACACCAAUUCUGCUCUUGGUGCUGCGUUGCAAGUUGCAUUCAAGAUGAUGGGUCCAACAGGUGGUAGAGUUACUGUGUUUCAAGCAUCACUGCCAAACGUCGGUCCUGGAGCGCUUAUCUCGAGAGAAGAUCCAUCUAAUAGGGCGUCAGCCGAAGUUGCACAUCUAAAUCCUGCUAACGAUUUCUAUAAACGUCUGGCGUUAGAGUGCAGCGGUCAGCAGAUCGCCGUCGAUCUGUUCGUGGUAAAUUCUCAGUAUGUAGAUAUAGCUACUAUUUCAGGAAUUAGCAGAUUCAGCGGGGGUUGUAUGCACCACUUCCCUUUGCUGAAACCUACGAAGCCAGUAGUUUGUGAUCGUUUUGCUAGAUCUUUUAGGAGGUAUAUUACCAGGAAAAUUGGUUUUGAGGCCGUGAUGAGAUUGAGAUGUACAAGAGGACUUUCCAUUCAUACCUUUCACGGUAAUUUCUUCGUUAGAUCGACAGAUUUACUAUCUUUACCUAACAUUAAUCCCGAUGCAGGAUUCGGAAUGCAAGUUGCUAUCGAAGAGAGUUUAUCCGAUGUUCAAACUGUAUGUUUCCAGGCAGCAUUAUUAUACACGUCGAGCAAAGGCGAAAGAAGAAUUAGAGUUCAUACGAUGUGCUUGCCGGUAGCAACGACUUUACAAGACGUCAUCCACUCUGCCGACCAGCAAUGCAUCAUAGGCUUAUUAUCAAAAAUGGCUGUUGAUAGAUCGAUGCAAUCUAGUCUUUCAGAUGCCCGCGAGGCAUUUAUCAACGUAGCAAUAGAUAUUCUAUCGAGCUUUAAAAUGAGCCUGAACAUGGGUAGUCCCGUAACGGGUCUUUUAGUGCCGAAUUGUAUGCGAAUAUUGCCUUUGUAUAUAUCAGCUCUUCUUAAACAUUUAGCAUUUAGAACAGGUAGUUCUACUAGGUUAGAUGACAGAGUUAUGAAGAUGAUAGAGAUGAAAACGAAACCGUUGUACAUGCUCAUACAGGAUAUAUAUCCCGAUCUGUUCCCUAUCCAUAAUCUUGAACAUCAAGAAGUGAUAAUGAAUUCUGAAGAGGAACCAGUUUCGAUGCCACCUAGAUUACAACUCACCGCCAGAUGUCUGGAGAAUAAAGGUGCGUUUUUGAUGGAUACGGGCGAGCAUAUGAUUAUCCUAGUUUGUCCAAACGUGCCACAAGAAUUUUUAACCGAAGCUCUCGGAGUUUCCCAAUAUAGCGCCAUUCCGGAUGAUAUGUAUGAAAUACCCGUGUUAGAUAAUCUUAGAAAUCAAAGACUUCAUCAAUUUAUUACAUAUUUAAAUGAGGAAAAGCCGUACCCGGCUACGUUACAAGUGAUUAGAGACAAUAGUACGAAUAGAGUUGUAUUUUUCGAGAGAUUAAUAGAGGACCGAGUCGAAGAUGCACUUUCUUAUCACGAAUUUUUGCAACAUUUAAAAACUCAAGUGAAAUAAGGUUAAGUGUACAUUUAUUAUUUUUAUCUUUUUAUUUAAAUUGUGCAAAUUUAUUGCUUGUGCAAAGACCACUCCGAAAUUAUUUCCGUAUAAAUGAACUAUGUUACAAAUUACAAAACCGUGCAAUUAUAUAUUUGUAGCCACAGAGUAGGGUGAAAUUCGUCUGUCUAGCCACAUGUUCCAUUUCAACUUAAACUUAAAGACUAUGGUAAUUCCAAAUACGUUAAAAUGUCGAUGUGGUUUUGUCCCACUAGAAGAACGAAAUGUUCUGGAAAACCUUACGCGACUUUUACCAGGCGACCGGUUUAUCUUCGCAUCCAUAUAUGUAAACGGUGCGUGGCAUAUUUCGGCCGUAAAUAGAGAAUUCUCGACAUGCGCAUCGCUAAUAAAGCACAGGGCCGCAAUCAGGGGUGUGUGACACAACAGUACCAUAUCUGCGGUAAAAAAUACAAAUAAAUUUUUUCGCUUUUGCAAUUAGUAAAGAAACUUUUUCCAGUGCAUUGAAAUGAAAAUUCGUGAAAAAAUUAUUGAUAUAAUCGUUGUUUUUUAUGUAUAGGGAAAUAAACAAGCUUUCAAACUCACUUAAAAAAUUAAAAUCGGUUUAUUGGGGAACAAGGGGAAUUUUUUAAAGGAGCUUUAAAAGACGCAUUUUUAUUAUAAUUUAAAUUCUUAAUACUGUAUCGUAUUAACUCGUUCGGGAACUGUUUAGGGAUGUUAUAGUGCAUAGGUCGUUUUUUAAUUAAAAUUUUAAUACGCUAAGGCUGAAAAAGUUGCGGAACAUGCAGGAAAAAUAUCAGAACGUAAAAUAGAUGUUCCAGACUCCUAUUGUUCAACCUUUCUUCCUGAAUAUCUCGGAAAGUAUUAUUACACUGUUCUGUAGGCUCAGAAAUUAAUUGAAGCAUAACGUGGCUUCUUCUUCUUAUGGUGCCCUAUCCAAUUAGUAGAUGUUGGCGACAAUUCUGGCAUACUCCUCUCGAUCUUGUGUGGCUCUAAAGAGCGCUUGGACUGCGAAGUUUGUCCAAUCCCUUAUGUUUUUAAGCCAUGAGUAUUUCUUUUUUCCGACGUCUCGUUUUCCUUCCAUCUUCCCUUCCAUAAUAAACUUUAAGAACUGUCCAAUUGGACAGCAACGUUUGAUAGAAAAUUGAAUCGCGAACGAUUUUACUGGUAUCUAUUUUAUCGUAGAUAUCAUGUUUUUCGAGAUAUUCAGGAUAUAAGUUUGAAAAAUAGGAACUUAGUUCUAAAAUUUUUUCUGAAUUUUGACAACUUUUUUUUAGGAAAAAUCAAAGAGUU
This is a messenger RNA of Diabrotica balteata, 4926 nucleotides long. The record is from the annotation of a GenBank genome assembly. Lineage: Eukaryota; Metazoa; Arthropoda; Insecta; Coleoptera; Chrysomelidae.